Messenger RNA from Leptinotarsa decemlineata (Colorado potato beetle), 1341 nucleotides. RefSeq lists its product as uncharacterized. Lineage: Eukaryota; Metazoa; Arthropoda; Insecta; Coleoptera; Chrysomelidae. The record is from RefSeq and is a predicted model, not a curated record.
UAAAUGGGUUCACAUGACUAUAUACUUUAUAAAUUUUAAAUAGUUCAUAAUUGAAAACGUAAAAAUUACGAGACAGAUUCAAAUUAGGUAAAACACAACGGGAUUGGUAGGAUCUUAGGAUGACGUCAAAGUCCAUGUCAACAACAUUUAUUUACAUGCUGUUCUGUAGUAUUCUAUUAUUGUUUGUCCGUCUAAUUAGAGUUUUGCAAGCAGUUAUUUGGCCAUUAUCAUUUUAUCAUUACUGUGAAGGUCCCAGAAAAUAAAUACAAUGACUGAAGCCGGACUUGUCAUGGCACAAUCUGACAAUUUGCUGAGAAUAGAUGUCUUCAUGAUGACAAGUUUUUUCGAAAACCAUCCCGAUUUCACUUCAGAUGAGAUUAGAGGCGUCAAAGCUGCAAGGUGGAUGUAAGCAUGCAAUAGCUUUUAUAGCUUGGCUGCACAGGUGUAGCGAAGACCCUCCCUCUACUAGUAUCGACUGUUACUGGAAGAAGUCCAAAUUAUCCACGAUAGGCACAACCCUAAAGUAUAUAAGAGUUAAAGAGUUAGGUAGUAGUUCAAAAGCCAAACCUGCUCCAUCUGCCAAUACUCGAAGCCUUCUACCAACUCUAAUAAACCAUAGCAAAAGCAUCGGUCACAUGGAAAGUCAACUCAUGAAAUACUACAAGGAAAAAAGCAGAGCAGAAAAAUUAUCCCUUCAUCAUUUAGUAAAUACACUACCAAAUAAACCGGCUAACGCCACAUAGUUCAUCAAUUAUUGCAGGAGUAUGAUGGACACAUCAUCUUGCAAUAAAGCUAAUCUAGCUACAAUUGAUCAGAAUGACUGUCCGCUGUGGCAUGAGCUACGGUAUGCUAGGAUUACUGCUUCGAAGAUGCAUGAAGCAGCACACUGCAAAGUUUUCGAAGGCACUUUAUGUGAAAGUAUAAUGGGAGCAAUUAAAUUAAAGGACACAGAGGCGAUGAAAAGAGGGCGUUUGCUAGAGAAAAAAGUAUUGAAAGAAGUCGAAAAAAAAAAAUGAAACUAAAAAUUAAUGGGUGUGGUUUGAUCUUGAACCCUAAUUAUCCCGUAUUUGGUACAUCUCCUGAUGGUGAGAGUAUUGAUUAUUGAGUAUUGAAAAUCAAAUGUCCAUCAUCUGAGAAAGCCAUGAGUAGGUAUGUUUCAAAAGAUGUUAUAUCCUCAAAAUAUAUGGCUCGGAUCCAAAUGCAGAUGUAUUUAAAAAAAAAAAAGGGCUUUUCUGUGUUGCACAUCAUGAUUUUGAAAUAUCAAAGGAAGUAGACAUUUAUAUUGUAAAUUAUGAUGAGAAUUAUUGUGCAAAUAUUUUGGAAAAAAGCAUGCUCUUCUGG